CCUCCUUGCACCAUGAUUAGACUUCAAGGCAAGGAGGUCAUAUGUUUAAAAUAUACUCCAUAUAUAUUUCCACUCGAUCACGUAGCAAAAUGGUAUUCUUAUACUUGCUAGCCCACUCUUAUUCAGCCAGCCAAUCUUCCCAUAAUGACUUUCUCUGUAAUCAGAUCAAGCAGAAGCCUAGUUAGGCCAUCUGAAAAGACACCAGAAGGCACACUACUUGAUCUAUCAAUCAUUGAUAGACUACCAGUUCUAAGAUGCAAUACUCGAACGUUGCAUGUGUUUAGGCAUGACCCUGAGGCAGCACGAGUUAUAAGAGAAGCUUUGUCCAAGGCUUUGGUUCCUUACUACCCUCUUGCUGGAAAGUUGAAAGAGUCAAGCCAAGGUCAGCUCCAAAUUGAAUGCUCUGGAGAAGGAGUGUGGUUUGUUGAGGCGUUUGCUGAUUGUACCCUUUAUGGUGUCAAUUACUUGGACGAUGAUAUUGUAUCCAUCCCAUAUGAUGAGCUUCUACCUGAUCAUAUCCCAGAGAAUGAAGGCAUAGACCCACUUGUGCAAUUUCAGGUAACACAAUUUGCAUGUGGUGGUUUCGUGAUAGGCCUCAAAUUCUGCCAUAGCAUAUGUGAUGGCCUAGGGGCUGCACAAUUUCUAAAUGCGAUUGGCGAGGUGGCUAGAGGUGCUGAGCAUCUAAGCACUGCACCAGUGUGGCAAAGGGAUUUUUUUCCACUACCACCUGAACAAGCAAAGGUCACUCCGUUACCAAACCUACCACCACCAAUGCCCAACUAUACACUCAACCAUGCAAAUGUAGACAUAACGCUAGAUCACAUCAACCAGCUCAAGCAAGAAUUUCGUCAAUCAACUGGACACACUUGCUCUUCUUUCGAAGUUGUAGCUGCCAAAUUUUGGAGCCGUCGAACACAAGCUAUAAACUUUAAGCAAGAUACUGAACUCAAGCUUGUGUUCUUUGCAAAUUGCCGCCAGCUCUUGAACCCUCCCUUGCCAAAAGGUUUCUAUGGCAACUGCUUCUUCCCAGUGACAAUCACAGCUUCAAGUGAGUCACUCACACAGGCAUCAAUUUCUGAUGUUGUGAAGCUGAUCCAAGAAGCAAAGGCUAAGCUCCCAACUGAGUUUGACAAGUACAUGAAGGGUGAGUCUAUCAAAGAUGGUGAAGACCCAAUGGCACCACCACUUGCUUACACCACACUAUUCAUAUCAGAGUGGGGCAGACUGGGAUUCAACCAAGUAGACUACGGGUGGGGCCCGCCAGUCCACAUUGUUCCAAUCCAAGGCUCAAUCAUCGCACCAGUUGGUAUUGUGGGGUCCUUGCCUUUGCCAAUGAAAGGUGCUCGAUUGAUGACAUGGUGUGUGGAGGAGGCUCAUCGCCAACCUUUCCUCAAUCAGAUGACGACUUGACAAUAACAUGAAUCUUCCCCGAAAAAGAUCCAAAAGUAUAAUUUCAGUGGUUUAGAUCAUUUCAAAAUCCUUGAACCCCUUUGCUUCCUUUAGCUACAUCUGGGAUAAAUAAAACACGAAAUCAAGGCAUUUUGUGUAAUAAAUAAUAAGCCUUGUUAGAGUUGGUGUGAUGGCAAGAAUUUUCCCCUAAACUAAUAUGCGGUAGAUUUGAGUUCGAAAAUCAGUCUCUUUUAAAGGGGAAAAAAAACUAAAAAAAAAAAAAAAAA
Molecule: messenger RNA, 1676 nt
Organism: Quercus lobata
Lineage: Eukaryota; Viridiplantae; Streptophyta; Magnoliopsida; Fagales; Fagaceae
Product: acyl transferase 4-like
Exons: 2
Coding region: 145-1410 (421 amino acids)
Source: RefSeq, a predicted model, not a curated record